Messenger RNA from Mycosarcoma maydis (corn smut), 3381 nucleotides. RefSeq lists its product as uncharacterized. NCBI's taxonomy places the organism in Eukaryota, Fungi, Basidiomycota, Ustilaginomycetes, Ustilaginales. The transcript has a single exon. The record is from RefSeq and is a predicted model, not a curated record. Gene Ontology annotation, molecular function: protein binding. Bases 1 to 3381 code for a protein of 1126 amino acids.
AUGGACUCGGCAGCAAUCCAAGGCAGCGCAAGCCCUGUGGCUAGCUCCUUAACUGCACCCGAAUCCUCAUCCGCUCGAGUACAGCCACGUUCGCCCAUCGUCCUGUCCGAAGCCUGGAAACAACUCCACCUCAGCUCGCCUUCCUACUCGUCGGCUAUUCCUCCAUCACGCAACGUUGCAUCGUGCUCACUUCUCCACCAGAGCUCGAACUCGAACAAAAGCAAUGAUGACGACGACUCCUCUUCCGAUGAUGGCUUCCUCUCAGAUCACAGCGAGGACCUUCAUCCCGAAACCGGCUUCGACCCUUUUCUUGCUGCCACUCGUAGAGCCAGAGAACGCUCCAGCUCGUCGCUCAUCGCGCCUCAGGCAGAUCCACCAACCCUUUCGUCUUCCGCUGAUCCUUUCGCAUCUGACUCUUCGCCUGCGACCUCGGAGGAACAUGUAGCAUCGGACGAAGCGACGUUCAAACAUCAGUGCGACCAGCGCAGACAGCAGCAAGAGCAUCGAUGGUCCCAAAUCGCAAAGUUCUGGAGCAAAGUCGUAGAUGAGGCCAUGUUCCAACGAAAGCAAGCUAAGCAAGGCACAAUCGACCUCAGCUGCAAGAACAUCACCGACAUCCUCCCUACCAUUGCCGAUCUUUCCCGCUUCGUCGCCCUUCCGCCUCCUCGCUACGACCGCGACGAUGAAAACCAACCUCCUUCUGCUAUGGAGCCCCAAUGCUUGCUUCAGUCCAAAACAGGCGGUCUUGUCCGUCACGAGUCCUACCUUGCUCCUUUUAGUGCUCACAUUCACAACGAGAUCACUUCUUCGCGGCCCAGUCAUGCGCCAGCCAAACGUAUCCUCGCACGCAGUCAAUCCGCUUUUCAACCCAGUUUCAGUCGCGCCCAGUCCUUGGCGCGCAACCACAGCGCUGCAAGUGCACUCAGCUCCCAUUCAGCAGACUCUUACCGAGACUAUCGCGACCGUCAGGCAACACUCAGCAUCUUCCUCGGCUCCAACGCUCUCACCAAAUUACCCAGCGCUCUCUUUCAGCUUCAGAAUCUUCGUGUCUUAUCGUUGCGUUCCAACAAACUCAAAUUCCUUCCGCCUGCCAUCGGUGACUUGCACAACCUCUCCGAGCUACACAUCCCCAACAACGAGCUCCAAUACCUUCCGGCGGAGAUUCUCCGUCUCAAGCUGGAUGUCUUUACCUGGUUCCCGAACCCAUACUUGAUCAAACCACCAAAGUCGGGCGUUCUCACGGUUCGUCCGCUUCUAUGUCACCGUGCAACGCGUAUCCGUCAGCAACACUCGCUCAACGAAUUUGCAGAUCUCGACGAUAUUGGCGAAGCUGAUGAUGCGUUUUCUACGACACCCGUCAGAAACAAACCCGACACCCAGGGUGGCAGUGCUACUUUGAUACACGCACCACAGCAGCCUCCACCUUUAAUUCGUGCCCCUGCGCCCACCUCUUCACGCCAACAGCGACGGUGGGAUCGCACACGAUCCGAGAUGCAGGUCGAGAGCUUCCUCGCCAGAGGCGUCAAUGAGCUUGGUGGCAGCAUCUUUGCAACGAUCGGUGAGCAGGAUCACAGCAGCGAUCAUAGCGAUAGCAUCGACGCAGCCAACGCUACUGCAGAUGCUGACGAUACGGCAUCGCAGCUGCCUAUCAUCCCAGGGUCUGCAGCUGCUGAUGCAUCGGCUGCAACGGAAACGGAUGCUUCUAACGACCGCGAACGUCAACGUCAGCAAAUUCUCGAAGCCGCGUUCGAGGACCAAGACGGCGCUGACCUCUUUGACCUAACACCCUCAACAGCGCAAGGCGCUGCCACCCGCGGCAAAGUGGCAGGUCGGUCUCGAGUGCUUGGUAGCAAAAACGUCUUUGGGAUCCCCACCCUACAAGAGCUCUGCAUUCGUAAGCUUCUGAGCCCCUACGAUGUUGUCCAAGCCGAGGCGCACAGAAUCGCGUCCCCGUUCUUGUCUCCCAUCGUACAAACUUCUGGCGGGCCUCGACGUCGUCGAAGCAGCCAGGGCAGCAGGUCAAAUUCGCACGCUGGCACACCACUAUUCGAAACACUGUUGCACAAACGUUCUACUUCGUUCGGCUCAAACGCGUCGCGCACCAAAAGCUUCAGCUCUAAUGGAGGACCAGAAGACAGGACGUUUGGCAAAAGAAUCCCGACCCUGCUCGAGGCAUACGAGAAUGGAACGCUUCAGAGCUUGCUCGGCGAGUUGGGACACGGUUUCGUUCCCAUGCUAGAGGCCGCCAGACGCAGCGCCACCAAUGACUGGGGCACAAAGGCUAGAAUGCGCAGCAAUUCCACUGCCGCCGCCAAGAUGAAUAACUGGGCGCGUAAACAGUCGGUGGUAGGUGCCUUCCUGAAGGACACUCUUUCGGAAGCAAACGGGCACAUUCUGCAAGCUUCAGCUUCUACAUCGCAAGAAGAGGAAGACGAGUCGUACGAUGUGUUCGGUGGUGUCGAUGUGCCAGGUUCCCUGGAUCGAGGUGACGAUGCGUGCAACAAUCCCUGGUUUUCACGAUGUCCCAACCCGAAACAUUGCGACGACGACUUGCGCGAGUCUGGAAAGGGUCAUGGUGCUAAACGCACCGGCGACAUUGCACUUCACCGGGCAAAACGAGGCUUUGAAUCCACCAGCAGCGUAUCGAGCCUUGCCACGCUCGGUGGCAGCAAGACCGAGGCAGAGUCGACCGACAUGGAAAGGGCGCCAUCCACGGCCGCCAGCUCUGAGAGCGGUCUAGCACCUGCCUCGCCCCUUUCGUCUUCAGCCUUCUCUUCGGUAGGUACGGUGGCAGGCUUUGGCUCCAUGUCGACGUCUUCCGUGUCGUCACGGCCAGGGUCACAGAUCCAUGGUAGCUUGCCGUUCGCGGGUCAGCAAGUCCGAUUUGCGGACGGCUCGCAGAGGAGCCUUACAUCGUCUGGUUUUGGUCGUUCGUGGUCAUCUUCGCGGCCGAGCUUCGGGUCCAACCGUGCGUUGGCCAGCCCAGCCAGCACCCAGUUUGUGCGGGGUUUUUCCAGCUCUUCUGUGCUCUCGGCCUCUGGAUUGGAUCACAGCACGUCGGUUGGUCUCAACGCGGGACGAGAUGUAGCAGAACGAGACUGGCCUCUGAGCGAGCAGGAGCACCGACAGGCGCCUGUGUUCAGUCAAGCGGGCGAAAUUCGUCUCGAGUGGAUCUCGCAUAUUGGAGGCAUUCGGGUGGCCAAGCUGGGAGAAGCGCAGGUCGAGCUAGACGACAACCUUCGUGCAUCACCUGCAUCGCCAGCAGAAACGGAAGCAUCGCCACCAAACUUGCUGGGAGCGAUGGGUGGGUUUGAAAACAAGGAUUUGCUGCCGAUAUUGUGGAGAGGAUGCAGUCGCGGUUGCCUUGACUUCCUUGUCUGA